GGGAGCUUCAGAACAUCUGCUUCACGCUGAAGAAUCGUCCUCGUACACAAUGGACUACGAUAGAGACGCUGCAAGGUUAUGGCGGGUCUGCAAGACUGUGCGCGAACUCGUUCGGGAUAGGGGCUAUGCGGUAUCCGAUGACGAGAUCAACAUUUCGCUCGAGGAUUGGAAGGCGACUUACGGCAGGGGUGGCAACAUAGAUAAAAUAGGGAUGACCUACGUAGCGUCUCUGAAAGACAACCCGAUGGAAUCGCUGCUGGUCUUUUUCACCGAAGACGAGAACGUCGGCAUCAAACCGAUCAAAAAAAUUGCUGAGCGAAUGGUCACAAACAGCAUUUUCAAAGCCAUUGUCGUAUAUCAAAAGAAUAUGACACCGUCAGCUAAGAAGGUCGUAACGGAGAUGGCCCCGAAAUACACAAUAGAGUUGUUUACCGAGGGCGAGCUGCUCGUGAACAUCACCAAACACAUCCUGGUGCCUGACCACGAAGUGCUGAAGGACGAAGAAAAGAAAAAUCUGCUAGAGCGAUAUCGUCUUCGCGAAUCGCAGCUGCCACGAAUCCAUCACAGCGACCCGAUUGCAAAAUACUACGGGAUGAAGCGCGGACAGGUGGUUAAGAUUAUUCGGCCGAGUGAAACAGCGGGAAAGUACGUAACGUACAGGUACUGCUUCUAAACGAUCCCCAAGAACGCCGCUGGGCCAUCAACCACUUCCGAACUCCUAUGUUGACCGCCUUCAUCACUCAUCCGACAACACGCAAACACCGGACUCCCACACAUGCCGGCGCCGUGCCCGCCCAAACCCAUACAACAUCCCUCACAAACACAUAAUAUCGACAACUUACCCUCGAUACACCCGGGUUUGUUCAACACCAAUUCUAUUUAUUACCGAUACAGCGG
Molecule: messenger RNA, 897 nt
Organism: Fimicolochytrium jonesii
Lineage: Eukaryota; Fungi; Chytridiomycota; Chytridiomycetes; Spizellomycetales; Powellomycetaceae
Product: RNA polymerase Rpb5, C-terminal domain-containing protein
Exons: 7
Coding region: 50-673 (207 amino acids)
Biological process (GO): DNA-templated transcription
Cellular component (GO): RNA polymerase III complex; RNA polymerase I complex; RNA polymerase II, core complex
Molecular function (GO): DNA binding; DNA-directed RNA polymerase activity
Source: RefSeq, a predicted model, not a curated record